Molecule: messenger RNA, 960 nt
Organism: Scutellospora calospora
Lineage: Eukaryota; Fungi; Glomeromycota; Glomeromycetes; Diversisporales; Gigasporaceae
Source: the annotation of a GenBank genome assembly
AUGGGCAGGCUCUUCGAGUCAUAUAAAUUUGGUAUAAAUACAAAUGGUGUUCCAUAUGAUUUGCAAGUUGAGAUCGAAAGAGCGUCUUGCGGACAUCCGGCAUCCUUUAUGAUUCUGUUAAGGCUUUUUAGUGAUAAUUUACCAACCAUUGGACAGUGGAAAAAAGCGUUACAUGAAAACCUUUCUAAGUAUAUUAAUGGUACUCAUAUCACAUUGAAAAAUGAAAUAGACAAUAUGAAUACUCAUGAAAGAAAGUAUAUUCGUAGUCUUACAGAAUAUAUGGCAGAUCGUUGGGAAAUAGAUUUAAAUAACUUAACUGAUCUGGACAAAAAAUUACUUGACAUCGGAAUUCUUUACCUCGUAGACUCAAAUUCAGUUGCGUUUACGAGUUAUAUUAUUUUGCGUGUUUGUAUCGAUGCCCUUUUCCCCUCACCUUCAAGACCUAUACCAAAGAAAGAAGUUCCAGAUAAUCCUGUUGAUUUACUAGCGCUUGGAUUAAGCUGGAUUAAUCCUACCAUAGUUACUGAUAAAAGAGUCCAAAAUAAAGUAGGUAUAUCAGAAAGGAUUAUGCAAGCGUCACUUUUUUGUGUCUUUAAUGGCAUAUUACCUAGACCAAUGAUGUGCUUACUUGAGAUGAAAGGCGAAGGUAGAACACGACUUGAUUUGAUGAUAGUUGAUGGCGACAAAAAUUUGGUAGCUUAUUCGCUCAAAUGUAACAAAAUAUCAUCAAAUGACUUUGAGAAACCAAUUGAUCAAGCUCAAAUGUACGCUGGUCAUUUUGACAUGGGUAUAUCCCUUGUUAAUUUUUUUUUAAGCGGCCAUAAACCGCCUUCAGUUCUCGAUAAUAUCACAGAAGAAAUAUUUAUAAUUAAUAUCGAAUAUAAUAGUGCAUGCACACAAUUUACAAUUACAUUGCAAUCGGAUCCUGAUUAUUCUAAAGUAGUUGAUAUUAAGAGUUAA